Sitophilus oryzae (rice weevil) is the source of this 3270-nucleotide messenger RNA. Its product is annotated as zinc finger matrin-type protein CG9776. Gene Ontology annotation, molecular function: nucleic acid binding; zinc ion binding. Bases 110 to 3088 code for a protein of 992 amino acids. Gene Ontology annotation, biological process: positive regulation of DNA-templated transcription; negative regulation of DNA-templated transcription. NCBI's taxonomy places the organism in Eukaryota, Metazoa, Arthropoda, Insecta, Coleoptera, Curculionidae. Gene Ontology annotation, cellular component: nucleoplasm. The transcript is spliced from 15 exons. The record is from RefSeq and is a predicted model, not a curated record.
UCAACGCCGAUCGCCAUGUUAAUCGCGUUGUGUUUAGCAAAAACAGUUUUAAUUUUGUUCAUAAAAUCUUAGAAAAGUAAUAUAAUUGAUUUAAUAUUGCAUAAUUGUGAUGGAUCAUAGUUAUUACAGAGUUUCAGGAGAAGUACACCAACAUUUAGUUUCAUCAGGAAUUCACUUAAAUAAGGACUUUAUUGGAAGGCCUGGUGAAUGGUUUCCACUUCACUUUAAGCAAGCGCCUACCACAAUGUAUAACAAUACCAAUCAGUAUCCACCAUCUGGAUAUGCUAGUUCUUAUCCUGUAUAUCAGAAUUAUGGAGCAGGCUAUAACUACCCUGGCUAUGGAUAUCAGGAAGCCCAGUCGAACCAGCCAGUUUCAUCUGGAGGUUUCUCUCAGAGUAAUUGGACUCCAAUUAACCAACCGAAUUAUUCGGUUCCUCCCCCUCAACCACCUGGCGAAGCUGAAGGAAAAACUGAUGCCGUCGUCCAGGAAAUCCAACAGCAGAAGGCCACGUUGACAAAGCAAAGGGAAGAUUAUGUACGGAAAGCGCUCGUUCUUCGCAGGGAAUCGGAACAGUUGCGCCAACAGAAACAGCAGUUGGCCGACGGGGAUAUGUCCGAUAGAGAAUUGCUUGCUGUUCUUAGGAAGAACGAAAAACUUCAGGAAGAAAUCAACGGCAAACUUAAAGCGAUUUUAAAUGUGGUCGAAAUGCUUUCGACUAUUAUAAGGGACGGUAAGAAGAUAGGAGAUCUCGAAGCUGAAUUAGAGCAGGAGGAGAGAAACGCCACGUACACGAAACAACAGAGCGUGGAGAGUAGCCGUUACAGUCCUUCGUCGAUUCAGACAGAGAGGAGCCGCGAACCGGAAUCAAGAGAAAGAAAUCAACUAGAGAAAGAAGUCGAUAAACGGUACUGCUACGUUUAUUAUGACACCGGACUUCAUUGGUGUCGGGCUUGCGACGAAUUUCCCGAGACGGCGAAAGAAUAUCUUCAACAUUUGCAAAACAAAGACCAUCAGGACAUGGCGAAGGAGAACGAAGUUGAUAUAACUCCGUGGCACAAACUGCCUCUUGAGCCUGUCCUGCCGAGUUACGAUGACGCUCCUAAGAAGAGACUUCCUAUAAAAGGAUUGCAAUUCUUUAUUUCUGCCCCAUCAUGGUAUUGUAAGCUUUGCGAUGUUUGGAUUGGAGAUCUACAUUGUGCAUCACAUCAUUUAAAAUCUGUAACGCAUUCCCAAAAUUACAAGAAUUUCGUGGAGCAAAAUCCCCACUGGGAGACGGAAUGGCUUAAAGAUAGAGAAACAGCUAUGACUCGCAAUGGUAAACAUCAUUCUAGCGAUUCGGACAGUAGUUCAAAGAAGAAAAAACGCAAACACCGAGCAUCUAUCGAAAGUUUACUGAAGGAGAAAAAGAAGAAGAAACGGUCAAAGAAGAAGAGGAAGGAUUCUAGCGAUUCGAGUAGUAGUUCAAGCAGCUCAGAAAGUAGUUCAGACGAUGAAGAUUCGAAAGAUAGGAGUAAAAGUAUUCGGGUGGCUAUGCGCAAUAUGACCCAGGUCAAAUCUAUAAUAAAUGAAGAUAUGUCAAAAUGGACGGUGCUAGAAAAACUUCUCGAGGAUCAUAGAAAGAAAGACAACACAAAAAUUAGUAAUACCGAGGAUGAACUUAUUAAUCAGUGGAUGACUGUAGCUGAUCCUGCAAAAGAGAAAAAUAUUAUUGAGACACUCAAAGAUAGAAUGCGAGUUAAGCAAGAAGUGGAGAAGGCAAAAUGGGCAGAGAUGGAGAAACGACGCAAGGAAAAGGAGCGACAAGAACAGGAAAUGCUGGAAAUGAAAGAGCGGCAAAUGAGGGAAGAGGCGGAAAGGCUCGAAAGGGAGAAGGCCCGGAGGGAACAAGAAGAAUAUCAACGAAUUGUGGAUAAAGAUAAUAGAGGGCAUGUCAAAUUUCGACCAUCAAGAGAUCAUUAUAGAAGAAGAAAAUCUGCUAGUGAUGAUGAGGAGGAGGAGAAAAGGCAUAGAGUGAACGAGUCUCCUAAGCAUCGCAGGGAACAUGAAAGCCAGUACAGUAAAAGCAGGCACAGUCCCGAGCAUAAAAACGACUCUUCCAAGAGGAGACCUCCGGGACCGCCUAGCUAUAAAAAAUUGCCGUUUAUUGGGAGAAUGCCGCUCUUUAAGAAGAAACAAGAUUCGAAGAACGAGAGAGAGGAGAAAGUAAGGAGUAUCAAAAAGGAGGAGUAUGAGCCACAAAGAAAGACUAGGGAGAAUUACAGUCCACCGAUGUCCGACCGUUCUGAUGACUCUGACGAGCAGAUGGAGGAAUUUCAACAAUCCAGGGAAAAUUACCGUCAACCGAUGUCGGACCAUUUUGACGACUUUGAAGAGCAGAUGGAGGAAUUUCACCAAUCCAGGGAAAAUUACCUUCAACCCAUAUCGGACCAUUCUGACGACUUUGAGGAGCAGAUGGAGGAAUUUCACCAAUCCAGGGAAAAUUACCAUCAGCCGAUAUCGGACCAUUCUGACGACUUUGACGAACAGAUGGAGGAAUUUCCCCAAUCCAGGGAGAAUUACCAUCAACCGAUGUUUGACCGUUCUGACGAUUCUGACGGGCAGAUGGAGGAGUUGAACCAAUCCAGGGAGAAUUACCGUCAAGCGAUGUUGUCGGACAUUUCUGACCAAUCCGACGAGCUUAUGGAGGAAUUCCACCAAUCUAACGUCUUAGGGAGGGACUACAUCCAUGCGACGCCUCCCCUUCAAACUUUCGAAGCCAUCCGGAUGCCAUCUCCGAUAGAGGGCGCUGGAAUACCGCCAGAAGAAGCCUCUUCACCGUCCCGUGUUGUUCACGACAGUCCCAGUUCGCGACAGUUCGAGACACUCCCAGACUACUCCCGGUCACUACUCGGUUCGCCACCAGUCACCAGGAUAAAGGUGGUAGCCGAUAUGUGCUGGAGUUGUGGCCAGCGAGGUCAUAUGCGGAGAGUUUGUUCCGGUCCCUUCAUCCUCUUCUGUUCCCGCUGUGGAUUAGUAGGAACAACGUCCCUAGACUGCCCCUGUCGGCCCCGGCGCACUAAGGGACAAGAGAAAAACAAAAAGCAAUAACUAUUUUUAUUAACUUUUUGUCUUAAGAGAUAAAUAUUUACUUUCUUUUAAAGAAAUUUCUUAUUUAGUUUCAUAUUUUAUUAAAAAUAUAUAGGGUGCAUGGUCACUUUUAUCUCGUCGCUUAUUAGAUUUUUUUAAGAUUUUUUAGAAUCUAGUUAGAAGUUCAGUUAUACAGGGUGUUU